AUGCUCGUAUCCACCGUCGGAGGAUUCUCAUCCCUCACAGCCAGCGUAUCCCUCGCGCCACCCUCGCCCUCGCCGUUCGGGGCAUCGGAGCUCCAGCUACGCCCGCCCCAGGCGCCGCUGCUCUCGCGCCGCCCGUCAGCCCGCUCUGUGCGGUCGUUCCGCUCGUGGGUGCAGCCGCCUGCGCCGUCGAUCACAGCCAUGCGCUUCGAGUCGUCCUCGUCCCUCGCGUUCCCGUCCAAGGCCAUCCGCACCUCUAAAGACGCAAUCACCACGCUGCAGCUGUACCCCGGGCCGGUGGUGUCGAGAUACCCCGUCACCGUCAUCCGCUCCUACGUCGAGCACAAGCUCCUCAAGGGCCGCACGCCCGCCGAAAUCAGCUACAAGCUCGAGGGGCUCGAGGGCCAGCUGCCCCAGUUCGCCACCGCGUUUGUUCUCGUGCGCUACUUCAACAACCUCGGCACGGGGUCCGCCGGGGGCGGCGCGGCGCUCGAGAGCAGCCCCGCGUGGCCGCCCGACCUCGCCCACCUCGACCAGGACAUUGUCGACGCCGCCCGCGUGACCAUGAACCUGGUGGCCAUUCGCCCGCCUACACGCCGGAGCACCGUCGCCGCCGCACUGUUCGGCGCGCUCAGGCCCCGCACGCGCAGCCUCUCGGCCCUCAAGGCGGCUGGCGCGGCGGGCGGCACCAACCGGCCCGCAGGCUUCUCGAGCCUCCACCUCCCCCCGAGGUCAUCACUGAGCGAGUACUACCCCAUCGUUGCGCGCGCCCCGUCCGCGCCACCCGCGCCGCUUUCGCCGCCACCGCCGACCCGCCCCACGGUCGUCACGACGCGCAGGAGAGCGCCGUCGUCGUUGGCGUCCCCCGACGCCGUGUCCCCCGCCUCGUCGACCCCGCACACGGCCGACAUGCUCUUCUACCCCACGCCGCACUCGGUCGACGCGACCCCGACCACCGCGACGACGCCGACACAAGAGGACACGUUCGGCAUGUCGAUCAACAUCGGCAUGGGCACGCCGUCGCUCCGCUCCCUGUCGCUGUCGUUCCCGGGCGGGACGACGGCGACGCCAGUGUCGACGCCCGUGGGCGGAAGUUAUCCUCCGCAGCUGAGCGUGCGCCUCCCGGAUCUGUCACUUGACGGGCUGUUUGACUUUCCGCGCUCGCCAACGCUCGAGGGAGAGCGGGCGUACACAACCGACGAUAUUGUCGAGCGCGAGCAUCCAGUGUCAAUUGGGCCCCGGCCUGCGACUGCCUUCCUGUGA
Messenger RNA from Vanrija pseudolonga, 1260 nucleotides. RefSeq lists its product as uncharacterized. The transcript is spliced from 2 exons. NCBI's taxonomy places the organism in Eukaryota, Fungi, Basidiomycota, Tremellomycetes, Trichosporonales, Trichosporonaceae. Bases 1 to 1260 code for a protein of 419 amino acids. The record is from RefSeq and is a predicted model, not a curated record.